Molecule: messenger RNA, 6218 nt
Organism: Cheilinus undulatus (humphead wrasse)
Lineage: Eukaryota; Metazoa; Chordata; Actinopteri; Labriformes; Labridae
Product: kinesin-like protein KIF3C
Exons: 9
Coding region: 602-2818 (738 amino acids)
Biological process (GO): microtubule-based movement
Molecular function (GO): ATP binding; microtubule motor activity; microtubule binding
Source: RefSeq, a predicted model, not a curated record
GUGCACGAGUGUCAGUGUGUUUGUGUGUGUUUCUGUGUGUUGUGUACCGGAGGGGAGCCGUGUCUCUCCGCACAGACCGAAAGAAGAAACCCGAGCGCGGAGCAUCAAUGAACGGAGGACGGGAGGAUGCGGACGGCGGUCUGUAGCGGAUCUACCGGGCGUGUGAGAACAAGGACGACAUGAUUGUGAGAGCGGAAUUCAUUGAUUUGAUUGUCGGUAUCGCUGGAUUUUUCUGUCCACCGAAUGAAUCUGGAUGGUGAAGAAGGGACCUGCAAUGGAGCGUCGAUCCAGCGCGUGAGAUUUGCUGACCGUCUGUCUGUGCGUAAGCUGAUAUUACAGACAAUACGAGCAAGAAAUUAGCCAUUACAUUCACUGGCAUCUCAUUAUUUGUGUUAGAUAUCUCAGCAGUCUGUGUUUGUAGCUAUUUCUUUUAUGAUAUGAUCAAGAAACCAUACUGAAUUUCAUAUUAAUGAUAAAGGAAUCAAUGGUUACACAAUUCCCAGGCAGACAAGAGGCCAAUUAAAGGCACCAGUAAGGUUUUUUUGAUUUUAGUAGUAAUACUGAAUUCUUCCUUGGUUGUUUUCAUAAACAAGAGGCAGCCAUGUCCAAAAAUAAGAGCAGUGAGUCAGUGAAGGUGGUAGUGCGAUGCCGCCCUCUGAACCGGAAAGAAGAGUCAAAUGGGCCUGCAGGUGGCAUCGUACAAAUGGACCUCCGGCUUGGACAGGUAAUCCUCAGAAACCCUCGAGCGCCAGCCAGCGAACCCAUGAAAACAUUCACAUUUGACGCUGUUUACGAUGCAAACUCAAAGCAGCGAGACCUCUACGAUGAGAGCGUUCGACCGCUCAUCGAUUCAGUUCUCGCAGGGUUCAACGGCACCAUAUUUGCGUACGGACAAACUGGAACUGGGAAGACGUACACCAUGCAGGGAGCCUGGCUGGAUCCAGAAAAACGCGGUGUUAUUCCCAAUGCGUUCGACCAUGUCUUCACUCAUAUCUCCCGCUCCCAGUCUGAUAAACAGUACCUGGUGCGGGCGUCCUACCUCGAAAUCUACCUGGAGGAGAUACGGGAUCUCCUAGAUCCUAACCAUGGCAGCGCUAGAGCCUUGGAGCUCAGGGAGAGUCCAGAUUCAGGGGUGUAUGUGCGGGAUCUAACAUCAUGUGUCUGUAAAAGCAUCAAGGAGAUCGAGGAGGUGAUGAAUGUAGGGAACCAAGCAAGGGCAGUUGGUGCGACCGACAUGAAUGAGCAUUCCUCUCGAUCACACGCCUUGUUCCUGAUCACAGUGGAGUGCAGCCAGCCAGGUCCAGACGGGAGGAAACACAUCCGAGUUGGACGCCUCAAUUUGGUGGAUCUGGCUGGAAGUGAGCGCCAAGCAAAAACUGGCGUCCAGGGAGAACGCCUGAAAGAAGCAGCCAAGAUCAACCUUUCCUUAUCCGCACUGGGGAAUGUGAUCUCAGCAUUAGCUGAUGGACGAAGCGGUCACGUUCCCUAUCGGGACUCCAAGUUGACUCGACUUUUGCAGGACUCUCUAGGUGGAAACGCAAAGACUGUCAUGGUCGCCACUUUAGGCCCAUCCGCGCAGCACUACGACGAGACCCUGACAACCCUUCGCUACGCCAACAGAGCCAAGAACAUCCAGAACCAACCAAGAGUCAACGAGGAUCCCAAAGACGCUCUCUUGCGUGAGUUCCAAAGGGAGAUUGCUCGACUGCGGGCACAGCUCAACCACAGGAAGUGGAGGAGCAAGCAGAAGAAGGAGGGGCAGUUGGACGGAGAGAGCUGGGAUGAAGGCACGGAGGGUGAGGAUGAAGGUGAGGAGGUGGAGAAGGAGGCCGAGGAGUACGUGAAGCUGGAGGAGCAGCGGCUGGAGAGGGAGAAGGAGGCCAUCAGAGAGGAUCAGUUCCUGUUGGCGGAGGAGAAACAGAGGCUCCUGGGGGAGAAGGAGAGGAUGAUGGGAGAUCUGAGGAAGGAGCAGGAGGCCACAGAGCAGCUGACAGCCAAAUACAAGGCGAUGGAGAGCAAGCUGCUGGUUGGUGGAAAGAACAUCAUGGAUCACACCAACGAGCAGCAGAAAAUGCUGGAGAUGAAGAGGCAGGAGAUCGCCGAACAGUCUCGUCGUGAGAGGGAGAUCCAGCAGCAGAUGAUGACCCAGGACGAGGAGACGCUGGAGUUGAGGGAGACGUUCACUUCUCUGCAGCAGGAGGUGGAGGCCAAGACCAAGAAACUCAAGAAGUAUCGAAAGCUUUACGCCAAGCUGCAGUGCAUCAAAGCGGAGAUCCAGGACGUGAACGACGAGCACGUGAGGAGCCGACAGGAGCUGGAACAAACUCAGAAUGAGCUGACGAGAGAGCUCAAGUUCAAGUAUCUCAUCAUUGAGAAUUUCAUCCCCCCGGAGGAGAAGAAUAAGAUCAUGAACAGGCUGACCUUUGACCCCGAGGAGGAUCAGUGGAAGUUUCAGCCUCUUGUUCAAGCUGAAAGUAAAUCUUCACAGAUGAAGAAAAGGCCAGCAUCUGCAGUCGGAUACAAACGGCCCAUCAGCCAGUACGCCAGAGUUGCAUUAACGAUGGGAGCUAACUCAAGAUACAGGGCUGAGAACAUCAUGUUUCUGGAGCUGGACAUGACUCCUCCAAACGUCGCCUCUCUGGAUCGCUCGACAGAGGCGGAGCAAAACCAAAGUCACUCUGUAGACAGCUCGCCCACCAAGGACAGGGGAGUCCAAAAGUCUCGCUCCUGGUGUCAGACUCCAAAAUCCAUCACCUCUUCUUCUUCUAAUGUUUCUUUGUCAGCAUGUCAUGCUGCUGCAGCCAUGGCAGCUCAGUAAAGCUUUACUGGAGACUUUGAAAAAAUUAUUUAUUUAAUUCUGUUUCAUCCUGAAAGACUUCUCAAAGAGGCGACUGACAGCAGGGAAGACUCACCAACACUUCUUCUGCUGACUCUGGACAGAUUUAAGACCGUUAAAAAAAGAAAUUAAGAAGGAAAUACGGACACAAAAUGGAUCUCCAAAAACAAUAUUUCCUCCUGUUAUAUGGAUGUAAAGACCCACCAGGACCCCUUCUUCCCUGCAUGAGCCUCGGAUCAUCCUCUUAAACAACUGGGUGGACCAGACUGUCCUGUGUGUGCGUGUGUUGUGUGUAUAUACAGGGCUGUGUGAUUGCCUGUUUGUGUUCCUAAAUGUGGCCAAUACAGCUUGAAUUGCCUGUAAGAUAACAGUGUAGAUAUUUCAUGUCUUUGGGGGUAUUUCUGGGCAGGUUUUGUCUGUUUUCUGUGUUAAAUAUAGAACGAAUUAAUUCACAAAGAGGAGAGUUUACAUCCAUAUCAGCUGAAAAUGUCAGUGGUGGUCAGAUGAGGUGCUCUGAAACCUGAAUGAUGACCUUAAUCACAGCUGUUGUCACUCAUUUCAACGUUCUUUCUUCUCAAACAUGUGUAAAACAUGGAGGUUGCUGUUUAAGGUCACCCAUUUGUUUGCUGUCUGCUGUAUUAGAGCCUUGAAUUUACUGUUUUUGGUCAGCCAUGGAGCACGAGAGAGCGAAGCCAAGAUGUCAGCUUAUGAUUGUACAGUAUAUUUAUAUGGACAGGGCUUCUCCAUUUCCAUCUAUUUUAUAAAGUGAAGCCAAAAUACUCCCCUGAAGGGUGUCAACCUAAUGUCAAAUAUCCCCCAAGUGGAUACAGUCCCCCGCAGAAAAGGAAAUGAUGUCUUUUUGGAGCAGAUACCCACUGAUAUGGAGCAUUUCAUGACCGUUUUGUUAGUUUUUGUCAACUAUUCCCUCACUUUUCCUCCUCCAGGAAUGCUGCAAGAAGCUACAUUUGUCAAGAGCUGUCAGUCAUGAUGCUACAUCUGCUCUUUCUCACAUCAAAUAACUCAUUAAAACAUUGCACCAUCAGUCCGUGGAGUCACCUAGCCAAGCCUCUGCACCAAGCCUACACUGUUGUCCAUACCAUGUGGUCUGCAGUACUCCACCCAAAUGCUACUCAGCAGUAAAGUUUUUAUGCCAGUUCCCGGUUCCAGUGCUACAUUUCCCACUUAUUUGUGUACAAGAAACCAUAGCGAUUGAAACCGAACAUAUUGUGUUGUAGUUUGAGCUAAUAUAUAUUAGGUUAGGUUAGGUAUAGGAGUAGAUGCCAGUUCGGCACUUCACCGUGUCAACCUUGGUCCUGUAAUGCUCCAUCCUCCAGCCCAGGUAGCCUCCCAACUGACUCCUCCACAAUGCACACUGUUGCCCCAUGCGUCUGGAUCAGCACACCAGGUCCUGGGCACCCAGUAUGUGGUGAGCUGGGUCAGGCCCAGGAGAGGAAAGCGGACCAGGUGUCUGUAAAAGUGCAGCUGGCAUUCCAUUAUCAGGCAGCUGAUCCUUCCCAUCCCCGCUCUCCUGAGGAAAUCAGCAUUAGAUGCACGGUCUUUCCAGCAAUCCCCAAAAAUGUGCCAAAGAGAAGUCGCCACUAAGGAGUCCAGCUGGCACUUCUGGCCAUCAGUCAACUUCCAUGUAUCACAACAGGGCUGAAAGGCUGGCUUUCAUUCAACACCACACUGUCUCGCUCAGUGAACCCAUCGCCCAGUCCGCGAGUCCAAGUCUGCGGUUGAACUGGUGAACUGCUCUACAUCUUCCACGCUCUCACCAUUCACAGACACAGAUUCAAUGGCAGCAUCCAAGGCGUCCUCAAAUGCCUGCAUUUUUGUUGUGCAUUCCCAAUGCUUCAGCCUCCUCACUCAGUAAGUUAAGAGCAAGGGCAUGUACAGUCUCCACAAAAAUCACAGCAUCACUUUGUCAAAUGGCACUCCACAGUUCACUGCCACUGUAACCCAACCCAACCUGCAGUUAUUUAUCUUGCUCUAGCAUACAAACAGUAUGCCUGUAGACAUUCUUAGAGACUGUUACCUGAUGCUGCACAGUGGACCAAUCACAGAGCUAGCUGUCUGCAAAAUUUCAAAGUGUAGUUACAUUUUUGAGGAGGUGUACCUCAGACUUCUACAUAGGAUUCAGGCUUUCACCAAGAUGCAUUUGCUCUGUUGCUGUCAUUUUUAUCAAGAUGCAUAUUUGGCAAGCAGAGAAAAGUAUGUUGUUUUUCUUGCCGGAAAAGUUAAUAUCUCCUUUUAUUUUUGCUCCAAGUCCACACAAACCAAAAGUUCCUCACACAAGCUUUUAAGUAAUAAUUGUGUGAUCAAAUAUUUGACUCUUAAGUUGGACAUAGGCUGUCACUUGGUAUUUUGGCUGCGGUCUUCUCUCAGGUGUGUUCGGCUUGGUGUCACUGGGUUCAUUACCUGCAGGAGCUUAAGAGGAGCAGAUUGUGGGGUUAGGCUGACUAAUUAUGUCUGUAUUAUUGAUGACAAAGAUCCAGUUACAGAUAACCCCCCUGCAGGCUGUAAGAGAGCACACAGCAGUCUUUUGAUAGCAUGAAGACACUAAAUGCAUUAGCAGUGUGCUGCAUUUGAACCUACUGUCCUUUAGUGUUGCGUAAAGACUGAAAAUAUGCUCCAGGUGUUACAGAAAAUACAUUGGCAUUCAGCAUAAGAAGCUUCACUCCUACUAAUUUUGAACACAGGUAUCUACUCAAAAAUCAUUCAAAUAAAUGUGAUCAGCAAAAUGUCAAAGCCUGUUUCUGUUGUUCAAAUUACAGUCAGAUGUUUCCAGUGAAUCUCAAAUCUGUGUUAACCUACUUCCUCCACUGUGUCAGCCGUUUACAGAAGCACAUUGAGGAUUUUCUGUGUUUAGUCGACAGUAAACUGGUCCUUAAUUGACCCAGUUUGUUAAAGAGGAGCUGUGAAUGUUUGAGGCUCCGUAGAAUUGUUCCUUUAUUUGUUAAUGAUGGUGAAAAUGAGGGUUAAAACACAUGCAGUUAUACCUUUAAAGCAGCAAAUGAUUCAACAGAAAAUCUAAUUUAUAACAGGAUAUUCAUCCAGCAAAGAUCUAGAAUAUAGAAGCAAAAAUGAUCAAAAAUGAGCUAAAGCUUCUUGUUUAAAUAUUUAUCAGAGUCUGCUGAUUAUUCGCUGUUUAAUGCAGCAUCAGUCGUCUCUACAGCCUGAAGAUAUCAUAAAUUUUCUCUAAAAAUAAAGCAGACAGUGAUGAAAGGACUGACGAGAUUGUUUUGAAUUGAUAUGAGACUGAAAUUAAAUGAGAAAUAAGCAAAUUCUUUUGCAUCUCACAUUGCCCAUGUAAACAUUUUUCAUAUUUGUUGUUAAAAAAAAAAGGUUAAUAUGUUGUAAUAUAUUGUAAAAAUGUGUGUGA